AUGGCUUCGGAUGGAAAAUCAAUUACAUGGGCACCCAAGGGGAGUGGUUCCGGUUUGUUGCCUGUGACCAUCAAAGUUGCAGAUAUUACACAUCUCCAACAAACUCCCGCGACGAGUCCAAAAGUUAUGCUGAAGGUAUUCGCACAAGCAACCACUAUUAAUCCCAGCGCCGGCCCCAGUCCCAACAACGCCCCGCCGGGCGCAACGGAACAGUAUAUCUUUUCCUUCACGUCGGGAACAAACGCACGUGCCGAGGCUGAUGCGAUCAAAGAUGCUCUCAGUGCAACCAUCCAGGCAAUAAAAACAGGACAGGUCCCUACAAAAGAAAGCGCACCAGCCGCGAUGGCGAUUGCAAGUGCACUAUCUUCAGCAGCGGGAAAACCAUCAUGGGACGACGAUAGCCGACUGAUUGCAGACGUGGAACUACAGCAAUCCCUUCUGAAGUUUGAUCCAGCCCUGCAGAGAGUGUUUAUGGAGACGCUUCGCACGAAGGCCGAAACAGUUAGCAAUGCACAAUUUGUGUCGCAGUUUUGGUCAACAAGGGUACAUCUCCUGCGGGCGCAUGCGAUUGAGAAGUCACAGACGCGCGGGUCAUAUAACGUACUCUCAACGUUGAAGCCGCGGGUGGAGGAUAACGUAACCAAACUUAAUAUCAGCAAGGAGCAGAUCCAGCUUAUAUUUAGCCAGCAUCCGCUGGUGAAGAAGGUUUACGACGAGAAUGUCCCAAAGCUGACGGAGCAGCAGUUCUGGUCGCGGUUUUUCCAGAGUCGGUUGUUUAAGAAGUUGCGCGGUGAGCGGGUGACGGACGCGGAUCCGACUGAUCCGAUUCUGGACAAGUAUCUUCGGGUCGAUGAGUUUGCGGGCCGUUCGUGGACGGCGAACGUGCCGCAUAUUAUUGAUCUUGAUGGAAAUGAGGAGAAUCAUAGUCAGAGGCAGGGGAAUAGACCGAAUUUCGACAUGAGGCCUGCAGACAUGGACAAGGUGCCAAUUAUACGGACUUUGAAUUCGCUAAGCGAGAAGAUCAUGGCGAAUGUCACGCCGGUUGAUGCGGACCCAUCUGCGCCGAUUGGUCUGAGCGAAGAGGCGUACAAUGAGUUGCAGCUUCGUGAUUUACGCGAAGACGAGGAGUUGAAGCGAAUCACAUUAAACGUGCGUGAUCAGAGCCUUUUUUUGACUGAGACCAAACCUGCAGAGGACGAGGAGACCCGAAUAUUCGCGCGGCAGGACCCACACGAAGUUCUCCGCAGGCUACAGAAUGACCUAGACUCAACUUUCCCGCCCAAAAACAAGGGUGGUGUUCGGCUCGACCGCAUUAUUGAGCCGGAAGAAACCGAUAGCGAUAACGAUGAUGAUACCCGCAACCAGCAAAAGAGCACGAAACCAAGAAAAGAAAGAGUCGGCUCCAGAUCCGCCCUCGCUGCCGCGUCCACCCAGAUAUUCUCCGCUAUCCGUGACCGCAAAUCUCAAUUCUCCUCACCCUCCGCCACCUUGCCAGAAACCUGUGGCCUCCCCCCAGCCAUCUUCGACCGCUUGACCCUCACACACGCCACCACGACCGAAUUCCUCCAUCAAUUCUGGCAAGCCUUCCUAUCCGGGAAUCCGGACCGGGCCGGCGAAAUUGCAUCUCUGGUCGAGUCAUUAAAUCGCGCUAUGGAUCGCAUCAAAACCGUGGCGGACGAAGCGGAGAAGGAGCGCCAGGUAGAAAUUGAAAGACUGAAACGGCAUGCCAGAGAAGUCAUGGCGUCGACGGGGAAGAAUAUCCGGCCCAAUUUGAAGGGGGUGGAGGGCGGGGGAAAGACGGUUAACGCGCUUUUAGAGCCGACAGUGAAGGCGUUGGGAAAGGCAUUAGACGAGUACAGGAAGGCCUUGGCCCAGGCACAACAGGUCCAAGUUCAGGAGGGCACAGGGGGACCAGCAGCAGGGGGAGAAGGAUAG
Molecule: messenger RNA, 1935 nt
Organism: Histoplasma capsulatum G186AR
Lineage: Eukaryota; Fungi; Ascomycota; Eurotiomycetes; Onygenales; Ajellomycetaceae
Product: RNA polymerase II transcription factor
Exons: 2
Coding region: 1-1935 (644 amino acids)
Biological process (GO): transcription by RNA polymerase I; transcription by RNA polymerase II; nucleotide-excision repair
Cellular component (GO): transcription factor TFIIH holo complex; transcription factor TFIIH core complex
Source: RefSeq, a predicted model, not a curated record